Messenger RNA from Pseudozyma hubeiensis SY62, 480 nucleotides. RefSeq lists its product as hypothetical. The record is from RefSeq and is a predicted model, not a curated record. NCBI's taxonomy places the organism in Eukaryota, Fungi, Basidiomycota, Ustilaginomycetes, Ustilaginales, Ustilaginaceae. Bases 1 to 480 code for a protein of 159 amino acids. The transcript has a single exon.
AUGCUCGUUCGCAUUCUACUUCUGAUGAUGCUCAUCGCCCACGCUAGGGCUUCUGCGAUCUCGUGGAACACCAAAGAGUGGAAGAUACAGUGCCAGUUCACGGUCACAAACCAUCCGAGCUUGCUUCAAGCAUUCGACGAUUAUCAGGCGCUCAUUGCGGCUGCUCUUGGCGAAAGAGCGCUCGAAACUGUGGUGGCGGCCCUCGGAGGAGUCACUCGGGGGGCGGAACUAGGCAAGAAAAUCCUUCGAGUUUCCUCUAGAUAUGCUACCAACCGUGAGCAGGAGAGGCGACAUUAUUUGAUCGAGAUCUACAUGAAGAAGGGAGUCAUUUACAACGUGGCGAGGCGGGAAAUGUUUGAAGCUUGCCGAUGGCUGGCGGAGGAAUUCGAAGUCAAUUUCCAUGGCAUAUCGAACCACGACAACGAGAAAAGUGCAAAGGCGCCAGAAGCUACGACCGCUGCGGCCAACGAACACAAGUAA